Pichia membranifaciens NRRL Y-2026 is the source of this 699-nucleotide messenger RNA. RefSeq lists its product as hypothetical. Lineage: Eukaryota; Fungi; Ascomycota; Pichiomycetes; Pichiales; Pichiaceae. The record is from RefSeq and is a predicted model, not a curated record. The transcript has a single exon. Bases 1 to 699 code for a protein of 232 amino acids. Gene Ontology annotation, molecular function: peroxiredoxin activity. Gene Ontology annotation, biological process: cellular oxidant detoxification; cellular response to oxidative stress; cell redox homeostasis. Gene Ontology annotation, cellular component: cytosol; mitochondrion.
AUGUCCAUCCCAGAACCGAAGAACGGCACGCUCCGGCUAGGCUCGACGGCGCCGAACUUCACAACCGACACGUCCGUCGGCGAGGUGACCUUCUACGACUACGUCGGCAAGGACAGCUGGUGCAUUCUCUUCUCGCACCCGGACGACUUCACGCCCGUGUGCACCACCGAGCUCGGGGCGUUUGCCAAGCUCGAGCCGGAGUUCGCCAAGCGAAACGCCAAGCUGAUCGGGCUCAGCGUCAACGACAGCGACUCCCACCGCGCGUGGAUCCGGGACAUCGACGAGAUCACCGGCAGCCGCUUGCAGUUCCCCAUCAUCGCCGACCCGGAGCGCAAGAUCGCCCUGCUCUACGACAUGAUCGACUACCAGGACGCCUCCAACAUCGACGACAAGGGCGUGCAGUUGACCAUCCGCUCUGUCUUCAUCAUCGACCCGGCCAAGAAGAUCCGCUUGAUCAUGACCUACCCGGCCAGCUGUGGCCGCAACACCGCCGAGGUCUUGCGCGCCCUCGACUCCUUGCAGACCUCCGACAAGCUCAGCCGCAAGAUCACCACCCCGAUCAACUGGGUCCCGGGCGACGAUGUCAUCAUUGCCCCGAGCCUCUCCGACGCCGAGGCCCGGGCCCUGUUUCCGAAGUUCCGGGCCAUCAAGCCCUACUUGCGCUUGACCCCGCUUUCGAAGGACCUCUCCCACGCCUGA